Molecule: messenger RNA, 2223 nt
Organism: Psilocybe cubensis
Lineage: Eukaryota; Fungi; Basidiomycota; Agaricomycetes; Agaricales; Agrocybaceae
Exons: 5
Coding region: 1-2223 (740 amino acids)
Molecular function (GO): protein binding
Source: RefSeq, a predicted model, not a curated record
AUGGCAGCACUUGAAUCUAUUUCUCCUCCUGGCUCGCCAGGGACCGACGUCACUGCACCAGAUCCUGAGAGUGCCCAAAAUUUCAAAACUAUUGCCAGCGCCCUUGAACAGCAAAUAAUCCUAUACAACGAUGCCUGCGCACAGAGACGGGCACACCCCCAAAACGCCGACUCCCAGUCCGAGGUAGAUAUCGCUGCAAAAAAUGUGGCUUCUACGCUCAGAGAAGCGUCCAACCUGCAUCCUAAUCCUGCCACUGGUGCAGCCUGGCGCAAGAUGGCCGACGACUUUGUCAAUUCAACCACGGAGAAAAGGGAGGACACAUUGAAACAAGUCGGAAAUGGGCUUUUAAAAAUUGUUCUCGCCCCGCUGGCUUUGGCUGGUGUGGGGAUUUAUGCGGCUGGAGAAAUAGUGACGGGUGCGGGCGUUGCAGUUGGAAGUAUCUUGACAGGUGCAGGUGCAGUUCUGAAAGGCAUUGGAAAGUUUGGAAAGGAGGCUCUUCUUGACCUUGUUUUUGCGACUCUGUUCCGAUUCCAAUUUUUAGCGCUCAAUUACAUAUCUUCAGAACGCACAGACGUAAAGUCUCCAUCACAUGUUGAGCUAAAAAUAGAUUUGAUGGCGGUAACAUCGGCCCGGCCAACCCACCUUCCCCAGACCAUGCCAGAUAUACCCUACGAGAUAUGGGUGCAGAUCACCCAGUAUCUAUCACCGGAAGAAGUAAAAAGGCUAUAUCCCGUCAAUCGCAGCCUAUUCAACAUUGCUAUGGACGAACGGUACAAAAGGGGCUUUGUGGGCGUUCUUUCCAGUGCAGACACCCACAGAAGCCUGAUCAGAUUGUUAGAUCCCAGCGUAGCGGCACGGGUGCGCACGUUCACAUUAAAGCCUGCCGACCUAUGCAGAAUGCUCGCAGAAUUCAAGCCAGUAAAAUACGAGCGCAUGGUGUCCUACAUGUACGCCGGCCUGCGCAAGUCGAUCGCUAGGUCCAAUGACACAGGCACGCCGCUGCCUGCUGGUGGGCAUGGCCACAAUAGCCAGGGCCAGGGUCGUAAAAUUAGAGUCGAGCACGCGCUGCCCGCAGACAAGGCUAAAAAGCACCUGAAGAAGAUCAUGCACGCCAUGACUGGGCUCACGACCCUAGUAGUCGAGAUAUUGACUUCCCAGGAGCAUCGAGCGUUUCAAGGGAUAUCAAUAUCAGAUUCGAGUGCACUUCUCCAGCCUGGCUGGCACACCUUUGGAUCGAACCUGAAGUCACUGGAUUUGCGGGUCCCAUUGGAAGAUAUGGCUCGGGUCCUCCCCACUACACAAAGAGGAGCGAGCGAGACGCUGCCCAGCCUCGAAACACUGGCGAUGCACGUCCGCCAUGCCGUCUACACGACGUCUGACAGCGACAUAUUGCUCAACAUCGUCCUUCCCUUCCUUCAAGCUCAAAAACAUAGCUUGCGGUCCCUGACGCUCGAUGUAGGGCCCCAAGUAGACAUCUCCUUGUUCUUACUCAGCAUGGAGAACUUCCCGCUCAUGGCCAGCUUUCAUAUCAAGCAGUUCUUCUCUAGGGACGGUCAAGGCAAUCUCAAGGGUCUUUAUCGACUCCUACAGACCCAACAAGAACACUUAACUGAUCUAUCCAUCGAUCUCGUGCCCCAUUCCGGGAACCUCCCUCCUGUGAAUCAGUUUUUCAGCCAAAAAUGUUUUGCUGUUUCUCUUCCGAAUCUAAAUCGACUUACCAUAAACCUACAUCAGUUUCCGUCCACUUACAAGGCUGGGUUGAUACGAUAUGUCUACUCAUUUGCUGAGUCUUUGACCUAUUUGUCAGUUGAUUUAGAUCAGCAAUACUGCACCUCUGAGGAUGUACAAACACUCACAAAACCGUUCAAAGAACAUCGAGGACUAAGAGAGUUGAGGUUAUCCGUCUUAGAAUUUGGGCCAUCGCUUCUGAACACACUCGCUCAAAAUCUCCCCCGUCUCGGAACUCUUCACUUGUCCUUUCGAUACCUUCAACCAGAUGGCUAUAUUUCCAGGCAGUCGCUUGAUCCUCUAUUUCGCCAUGAAAUAGCCCGUUACGAUUAUUCAAAUUGGCACCUCCAAGUGUUAAGCGUGAAACCUGGACUGCACCAAAUCAACUCUGUACGGCAAAAAUGCAAGGCGGGCUUGGUGGCAGCGUUACCUAGUGUUUAUUCAUUUUGUGGACUUGGAAGGGAAGAAUACGUGAUGACCACUCAUUUUAUUUGA